Lathyrus oleraceus (garden pea) is the source of this 1302-nucleotide messenger RNA. RefSeq lists its product as uncharacterized. The coding region runs from base 1 to 1302 and encodes 433 amino acids. The transcript has 6 exons. NCBI's taxonomy places the organism in Eukaryota, Viridiplantae, Streptophyta, Magnoliopsida, Fabales, Fabaceae. The record is from RefSeq and is a predicted model, not a curated record.
AUGCAAGAAGAACUAGGGAAGUUCAUCAGGAAUGAAGUAUGGGACCUAGUUCCUAGGCCUGAAGGGAUGAAUAUUAUUGGCACAAAAUGGAUUUACAAGAAAAAAUCUGAUGAAAAUGGAACUGUGAUAAGAAACAAGGCUUGGCUUGUUUCUCAAGGAUACACUCAAAUUGAAGGGGUGUAUUUUGAUGAGAUCUUUGCACCUGUUUCUCGUCUUGAAUCCAUCAAAAAUGCUCUUAGGAGUGUCACAUAUACUAAAAUUCAAGCUAUUUCAGAUGGAUGGUAUUGUGAUGCAGAUUGGGCAAAUAAUGUUGCUGAUAGAAAAAGUACUUCUAGAGGAUGCCUCUUCUUGGGAAAUAAUUGUAUAUCUUGGUUCAGACACGUUCCUACUAAAAGGAGGCCUAGAACACCUACUGGGAAAAAGGCUAGGCCUUCAAUUAAACCUCACUCUAUGACUAGUUUAUAUCUUGAUCCAAUUAAAACCAUGUAUGUUAAACCUGAUGUUGUUGCAUCGACUAAAGGUUUUGGUGUUCCAAAAUCAGUGGUUAAGUCCCUUGAAAAAUCUAAAGCCAAAGAUGAUACUGAUAUCAAAUCUAUUGAUAUAUCUGACAAAGAAGAGAAUGUUGGUGUAAAGAAGGAUCAAUCCACAAACAUUGUAAAUGUAGAAGAUCUGGAUUGUGAUGAUGAGCCCAUUGGUAAGAUAUUUUCUCUAUGGAUAGCUAAGAGGUUAAAGAGUAGAAAAGGGAAGGUUGUUGAGUCUACUAGCAAGUCUCCCAAGGCACCAAACAAAAGUACAAGUGUUGGUCCCGCAAAAAGGUGGAGCGAGAUUAAUGUUCAAGACAUCACGCCUCUAAACAAAUCUGGUGGGGAAAAGGUCCUUGCUAAUGUGCCUGAAGUUCCCAUUGACAACAUCUCUUUUCAGUAUGUUGAGAAUGUUGAAAAAUGGAAGUUUGUGUACCAAAGAAGGUUGGAUUUGGAAAGGGAACUUGGCAAGGAUGCCUUUGAGUGCAAGGAAGUGAUGGAUCUGAUUAAAGAAGCAGGGUUGAUGAAAAGUGUCGCUAGUUUUGGAAAGUGUUAUGAGAUGCUUGUAAAAGAGUUCAUUGUGAAUAUUUCCAAUGAGUGUGACAACAAGAGGAGUAAGGAGUUUAAAAAAGUGUAUGUGAAUGGAAAAUGUGUGGAUUUUUCUCCUGAAAUCAUUAACAGGCUCAUGGGCAGAAGUGAAAAGGAACAAGCUGAAGUAAAGGUAUUUGACAAUGUCAUUUGCAGGGAAAUCACUGCAAAACAGGUAAAGGAAUGGCUAUGA